CUAUUAAUAUAUUACCGGUAAUUUCCGUUAUGUUUUAAAAUCUUUAACAAUCUCAACUACCAUUGAAAGAAUAUCUACUGAGUUUAAAAGGGCUAGACUACAUAUCAAUAACUGAUAAAAUAAUUUUUUUAAAAUUUUACAUUUCAGCUCUAGAUUUCUUAUCAGUGCCUAGAUCAUUAUGAAUCCUAAGCCAUAAGGACAACAUCAAUUCCACAAUUAAACAUUUCGAUGUUAUUUAGUGAACAUAUUUAACUGUCUAAUGGCUGGAACUUAUGAAGUGACCCACGGUCACAGCCAUGACGUGUUCAUUGUUCUACCAAGUGGUGGAGAGAGACUUCGUAAACUAAUAUACUCAGUGGACUUACAUGGCAGUGACUACACGGUUAGGGAUUCCAAGAUCAUUCUCUUUCAAGAGUUAUCCAUCUUAGAUGUUGAUAAUUAUGACCUGGUUAUCGUUAGGAGUGAUAAUACAACAACUCUCAUGAAUGACGCUGAACCAACAAUAGACUAUCUCUAUGACCUGGCAUCCGAUGCAUACAUUAAAAUUCAGCUCAAAUCUGCUCAGGUCUCAAGCUAGUAAACCAGCUGAUGACAAAUACUCUUAAAGACUAAUUAGUUUUACUUAUUCUAUAUUUUUUUUUUUCAUUCCAUAAUAAUAAAAUAUGUCUGUUUACAUUUACAAAAUAGUGUAUCGGACAAGUAUUCACCAUUAAAGUAUUAUCGAAAGCGAA
Biomphalaria glabrata is the source of this 731-nucleotide messenger RNA. RefSeq lists its product as uncharacterized. The record is from RefSeq and is a predicted model, not a curated record. Lineage: Eukaryota; Metazoa; Mollusca; Gastropoda; Planorbidae. The transcript has 4 exons. Bases 260 to 577 code for a protein of 105 amino acids.